This is a messenger RNA of Monopterus albus (swamp eel), 6362 nucleotides long. It is a transcript of the gene kdm3b, whose product is annotated as lysine (K)-specific demethylase 3B. Gene Ontology annotation, molecular function: chromatin DNA binding; transcription coregulator activity; histone H3K9 demethylase activity. The record is from RefSeq and is a predicted model, not a curated record. Gene Ontology annotation, cellular component: chromatin; histone deacetylase complex. Gene Ontology annotation, biological process: regulation of transcription by RNA polymerase II. The coding region runs from base 356 to 5740 and encodes 1794 amino acids. NCBI's taxonomy places the organism in Eukaryota, Metazoa, Chordata, Actinopteri, Synbranchiformes, Synbranchidae. The transcript is spliced from 25 exons.
GCCUUCACUAGAGGUCGCUGUUUCCACUUCUGCGCUCUGUCUCCGCAGUGCUGCCUGUCGACGAGGAGUGCGUUUGAUUGUUGCAGGGCUCAAUGGCGGACAGAGGAGGAUAGUCGCGUUAGCACCGAAGACAAUAACAUCUCGACUGUGUGAAUCCCUGGCGUGCCUCGGUCCACCGCUGCGUGUCCAUCGGGUGCACCGGUUGAAACGAGCUCUCUUGUACAGCAAUAUUAAAUACAAAGUCGCUGCAGCCAUUUUCCGCUCGUCUUCUCGCAUUCUUGAGUUCCUAUCCCGAGCGGAGAAGUUAGACUGUUCAUGGUGGCUCAGUGAAGAUAGCUAGCUUGCGAGCAAAACCAUGGGGGAGUCUUUCGAGCUGAUAGGGAGGCGUCUGUUUUUGCUGCUCGACGACGGCAGGUCCGCGAAUGGAACCGAAACGGAGCAGGUUGCCAGGUCCCGGAAUUGGCUCCGGGGGACCGUGCGGGCAGUGAGCAUCAUCGGCCUGGCCUCCUCGGAUGUUAGCGGAGGAGAGGCGACAACAACAACCUCUGCUGCAGGGCUGACGGUAUUUGUGGAGUUUGAGAAUGCUGUGCAGCGUUGCUCUUGGGUGCGGGUGUAUGACGAAGUGGUGAAAGCUGUGUUGGUAGAAGACUCCAUUGUUUGGGCCAGCCGGAGUGAUGGUACUGGGAUUACUGGUGCCCCAGCCACUGCCUGGCCUGCUCUGGCCUUCCGCUCCCUGGUGGACAGAGUGGGUUUAGGAUCCUUGGUUCCUGUGGAGUAUUUUGGAAACAAGAACUUUGAUUUCCUGCCUGACAACAAAAAUGUCCAGAGGUUUGAGGUUGAUAAAGACAUAAGACACCCGUUGUUGUUGGAGCAGCCCUCCCUACAGGCUGCCAUCUCCAGCUGGCGUACGGACUUUGAACUGCAGGAGAUCUUCAGGAAGGGCUCAUUCAAUAUUCAAGGGCGCAGGGUUCGUGUGUACCAGCCAGAGUUUGAGGAAUGCUGGGCCUCAGGACUGGUCUCACAGCACGACCAUAUCACACAUCUUAUGCAGAUUACCUUGGACAAGGGAGAUGAAGCUCAGAUGGUGGAUCCUCGUGUGAUGCAUGUCAUGCUGGCAGAUGAGGAGCUUGGAAAGAAUGGGCGGCGAAGGAAAGACAGUGAAACAGUGAAGGCCGAUAGUGGAUGCAGACGUAGGACUGCCUCCGGAGGUGAGGAUGACUUCAACUUGAAACGUUUUAAAGGAGCAGGAGACGUGGGAGCUGAUGCACAAAAUUGUGGCGACACCAACAAAACCCUAGCGGAGGGGAUGGGGAUCUGGGGUGGUGACAUUGGUGAAAGAGUCAGCAGCACAACCAAAAAUGGAAGCUCUUCAGAAGGAACCGUUCCUCAGGGCCAAGCGUUGUCUCCCAGCACCAAUUCUUCACUCCCAAUGGAUCAGUCACAUGCUACUCCUCGUUAUCCUGCCCACAUCAAAGAAAAUGGGCGCUCACUUUCCACACAAGGGGUAGCAGACUCCACCAGCAACCUUACUCACACCCCCACCCCUCCUCCUUUGAAACCAGCCCCUUCUCCCUUUUCCACCACAUCUUUCCCCUCACUAGGCCAGAUGCCAAACCUUGUCCCUGGUGCUCCUGCCCAAAAGGCCUCCACAUCCCCUCAGCCAGACCGAGAGGAGGCCUCCCAGUCAGCCUAUUCCAAAACAGCUGCUCUUGUUUCCCCGGGGCCUGUCACCAUUUCCUGGUCGCAUGACAGCAGCCCUAGUGUGGCACUUUCUGCUUCUGUGUCUUUUAGUCCUAAAGCCCCCACCUGGGGAAGCCAGACUGAGGUUUCUAAAACUGCAUUGGGGUUUCGUUUGCCCCAGGCUGUGCCCACUGUUCCUGUUUUUGGAGAUGUCACCUCUCAGACUAAUGGAGCUCCUGCCCCUACCACAACCUCUCAGGACGCUCCCAGGUCUUUUGGCUUUGGCUUUUGUGGAGCAAAGAAUGAGACUCAAGCCCAACAAGACCAAAACUUGUUUUUUCAGUGCAUGACCCAGAGUUCUGGCUCCAGCCCUAGCCUGACUGCUGGUCAGGCCCAAUCCAAGGACACCAAUUACUUCACUGCAGUGUCUGAGAGCCUAAGUAAAGAGCCCCCAUGCCUUUUCAAGCCUGCGGCCUCCACUGAAGGGCAGAAAAAACCUGAGCAGCACAAAGUGCUUGAGACUCAUCCGACGGGAAAUGGUGUGCUCAACAAAUUGUCAUCGGCCUUCCAAGGCAUGGGUGGCUCAGCUGGAGGAAGAGGCUCCGAGCUAAGUAUUGGUGGCCUGACUGUGGCCUCUGGAGUCCAAAAUGUUUCUAAGAAGAGCUGUAAUAAUGGAACAUCUGUGGCGGGCUUAGGGAUGCAGUCUGGUUUUAAUACUUCAGAUAGCCACCAGAACCUUUUUUUGCAAGCCUCCAGCGAGCCUGCCAAUCCAUUUCUGGCAUAUGGGGACAAAACCUCCCACACGCCCUUUGCUGGUCUCAGUGGGGCUGAACCACAGACCCUGGGUGCUGCCUCAGACAGCAAGCCAAAUCUGUUCACUAUGGCAGAGCCACCUAAGGGGAUUCUUUCUUCUUCUUUCCCAGCAUUCUCAGCAGCUGCUUCACCCAGCUCUUCCUCAUCUCCAGCACCGGGCUCAUCUCUGAGGUCACAGAGUGAAGGGACUGUGACAGCAGAGGAUCAAGAGGUUGAGGAGAGGCCUACAUCCACCUCAGGCUGCCCCAUGUUUGGAAGCACUGGCCCUGGUGGAAUGGAGGAGGUGCCUGUGUCUUUUGACCAGAGCCAAUCUCAGAAGUUUACACUGGAGGAAAGAGGUCAGUCGUCCAAACGUGACUCUGAAUCCAGCAGCAACAGUGACCUGUCAGACCUCAGUGAGAAUGAGGAAGGCCCAGAGAAGGGCCAGGUUCCAGGAGGGCCACCACACCCUACCAAGGAUGGGGCCAUGCAGCAGAAAAGUAAAGUCCAAGGAGCUGCUAAAAAUCGUUCACGCAACAAGCCUUUCAAAGUUGGCCAGUCUGUGUUAAAAGACCAGAGCAAGGUCCGUCGUCUGAAGCAGUCUGGUGAGUCCUUUCUCCAGGAUGGCUCCUGUAUCAGUGUGGCCCCUCACUUGCACAAAUGCCGCGAGUGCCGUUUGGAGCGUUAUCGUAAAUACCGAAGUACAGACGAAGAUAGUGAUGAUGAUGGUGACCCAAAUGUUGCCUGUCGCUUCUUUCACUUCAGAAGAUUGGCUUUUACCCGUAAAGGUGUUCUGCGUGUGGAAGGCUUCCUGAGUCCUCAGCAGAGUGAUUCCAUGGCUAUGGGUUUGUGGCUACCUGCACCAGCUGUCCAAGAGGGGCUUGACCUUGAUACAUCAAAGUACAUCCUGGCCAAUGUGGGAGACCAGUUCUGCCAGUUGGUCAUGUCUGAAAAAGAGGCCAUGAUGAUGGUGGAGCCUCACCAGAAAGUGGCCUGGAAACGAGCUGUGCGAGGUGUCAGAGAAAUGUGUGAUGUGUGUGAGACCACUUUGUUCAACAUCCACUGGGUGUGUCGCAAGUGUGGUUUUGGAGUGUGUCUGGACUGCUAUCGGCUCCGAAGAAACAGGCCAAGGGAGGAUGUAGAUGAAGGUCUGGAGGAUGAGGUUUUCUCCUGGUUAAAGUGUGCCAAAGGUCAACCUCAUGAGCCACAGAACCUCAUGCCUACGCAGAUUAUACCUGGGACAGCUCUUUACAACAUUGGGGAUAUGGUGCAUUCAGCGAGAGGGAAGUGGGGCAUUAAGGCCAAUUGUCCUUGUGCCAGUCGACACACCAAGCCUCUAUUGCGCCCUAGUGCCCCCAAUGGAAUUUCACAGUCGACAACAGGCGGUGGCAGCAGCCUUGCAGCUGCAGCUUCUGGUCUCAGCACCACUCCAAAAUCAGAGGGAGAAACACCAGCGAUCAAAACAGAAACUACACAAACAGCAGUGCCAUCAGACAGUGGGGGUGGGGAAAUUGUGGGCAGUAGUUGUAACUCCACCAGUAGUACAUCCUCCCACUGUAACCUCUCUCAGUCUACUGCCAAGGAGUCACGCUCAUCAGGGGAAGGCAACAGCUCUGCUUUGCACUGGCUGGCAGACUUGGCCACACAAAAAGCCAAGGAUGACACCAAGGAAUCCGGUUCACUUCGCUCCAUGAUGAGUCGAGAUAGCAGACCUCCGUUUGGCCUGGAUUCACUUAGUGCCCUGUCAAAGCCUUCUGCUUCCAGCCCUAAGCUAUUUAACAGUCUGUUACUGGGCUCUAACAUGGCCCAGUCCAAACCUGAAGGGUCCAGUCUCCGGGAUUUGCUCAACUCCGGACCAGGCAAACUUCCCCAGGGCCCCGGAGAGAGUGGGGUACCAUUCCCUUCCGUCUUUACCUCAGCAGGCAGUGACAAGCUGAAGAGCAGCCUCCCAAACUUCCUGGACCACAUUAUUGCCUCUGUUGUGGAGACCAAGAAGGCAGAAGGCCGGCGCAGUGGGGGCUCUGAAAGUGGCGAGCUUGGUGUGUUAGGGGGGCGCAAAGAUGGUGUAAUGGGCCUUAGUGUUUUGGAACCACAUACCUCUCAUUCCUGGUUCUGUGACGGACGACUCCUCUGCCUACAGGAUCCUAGCAACAGCAAUAACUGGAAGAUCUUCAGAGAGUGUUGGAAACAGGGACAACCUGUGUUGGUGUCGGGGAUACAUAAACGUCUGAAAGCUAAUUUGUGGCGGCCCGAAGCCUUCAGUGAUGAGUUUGGAGACCAGGAUGUAGACCUGGUCAACUGUAGAAAUUGUGCUAUCAUCUCUGAUGUGAAGGUGCGAGACUUCUGGGACGGCUUCCAGGUCAUCACCAAGCGACUUCAAGAUGCUGAUGGCAGGCCCAUGGUGUUGAAAUUAAAGGACUGGCCCCCAGGUGAAGACUUCAGGGACAUGAUGCCCACACGGUUUGAUGACCUGAUGGAAAAUCUGCCUUUGCCUGAGUAUACAAAAAGAGACGGUCGUCUAAACCUCGCUGCUCGUCUGCCCAACUUUUUUGUGCGUCCUGACCUUGGACCCAAGAUGUACAAUGCCUAUGGCUUAAUCUCGACUGAAGACAGGAAAGUGGGAACUACUAACCUUCAUCUGGAUGUGUCUGAUGCUGUCAACGUCAUGGUCUAUGUUGGCGUACCUGAAGGAGAUGAAAACCAGGAGCAAGAGGCAGAUAUCUCUGGACGCAAAGAGGUCAUGACCACCAUCGAGGAGGGCGAUGUGGAUGAAAUGACAAAGCGCAGGGUGUAUGAAGGUGAAGAGAAACCUGGGGCUCUCUGGCACAUUUAUGCUGCCAAGGAUGCCGAGAAGAUCAGAGAACUGCUCCGCAAGGUGGGUGAAGAGCAGGGUCAAGAAAACCCUCCAGACCACGACCCCAUUCAUGACCAGAGCUGGUACUUGGACCAGGUUCUCCGCCGCAGGCUCUAUGAAGAAUAUGGCGUCCAGGGUUGGGCCAUUGUACAGUUCUUAGGAGAUGCUGUAUUUAUCCCUGCUGGGGCCCCACACCAGGUGCACAACCUGUACAGCUGCAUCAAAGUGGCCGAGGACUUUGUCUCUCCUGAGCAUGUGAGGCACUGUUUCAGGUUGACCCAGGAGUUCAGACACCUGUCCACUACUCAUACAAACCAUGAAGACAAGCUACAGGUGAAGAACAUCAUCUAUCACGCAGUGAAGGACGCUGUUGGGACACUGAAGGCCCAUGAACCUAAACUAACACGCCCUUAGUUCCUCACUCAACGCCGUCCCAAAACAACCGACCUCUGAAGAUCACUCCCACCACACGCACAGCACACAUCACACACCUACAUACACGUGUACAUGCUGCAGAUUAUACAGAGGGGUGAGGCAGUAAAAGUGUUUUUUUUUUGUUUUGUUUUGUUUUUUGAGGAGGGAUUAGAUGGGAAUGGGCUAGUCAGUGCUUCGAUGAAGAAAGUCCUUUAUCGCUGUUACACAGUAUGCUCAAACCUAUCUAGUUGUUUUCCAAAUUUUUUAACUCUGUAUUUAAGGUCAGUGUUUGUUCUGUUGUUUUCAUUGUAUAUGUAAGAUGUAAGAGUAAGGCCCAUGACGUGCCUUUGGAGUAGAGGUUCAGCUACCAUACAAGCGACUGACAAAAUGUGAGUGCUGGGCUAACGUUCCUGUUUUGAUCGCGUCAAUAUUAUUUUCCUUCAAUAGGAGAGUAGUUAACCUGUUUUUGUAGAUUUUUUUUGUUUGUUUGUUUAUUGGAGUUUUUAAACAGGUGAGAGGCUCUGCCCUCUGUGGCUAGAACGAAUUUGCGAAGCAGCCAGUGAAGGGAAGCAGACCAAAGUUUUGUAUUUUUAGUUUUUAUUAAAAUUUCAUUUCACCCUUG